Molecule: messenger RNA, 1133 nt
Organism: Solanum pennellii
Lineage: Eukaryota; Viridiplantae; Streptophyta; Magnoliopsida; Solanales; Solanaceae
Product: protein LIGHT-DEPENDENT SHORT HYPOCOTYLS 10
Exons: 1
Coding region: 192-803 (203 amino acids)
Biological process (GO): response to light stimulus; mRNA transcription
Cellular component (GO): nucleus
Source: RefSeq, a predicted model, not a curated record
CCAUGAUUUGAUUUCCAUCUUUCUCAUCUAUAAUUCUACUCACUUUUUCUUCUUUCUUUCAUAAUAAAUCAACAAUAUUUAAUUAAAUCUCAAGCUUGAAAUGAUCAUAACUUACUAUCUAUAAUUUCUUUACCAAGCAUAUUAUAUAUUGUCAACCUAGGUUGCACAAUUAAAAUAUUUUGAUACUUACUAUGAUGUCAAAUGAUCAAAUAAUAAUCGAAGGCGAAGGAGGAGGAGGAGAAGGAUCAUCAUCGAGAUCUAAAACCACUAUACUCAUAGCACCAUCUGACGAUCAUCAUCAUCAUCAGCUACCACCAGUACCACCUCAACUGAGUAGAUAUGAGUCUCAGAAACGUCGUGAUUGGAAUACUUUUGGACAAUACUUGAAAAAUCAAAGGCCACCUGUUCCUUUAUCCCAGUGUAACUAUAACCACGUGCUAGAGUUUCUCCGAUACCUAGAUCAAUUUGGAAAAACUAAGGUACAUUUACAUGGUUGCCCUUUUUUUGGUCAACCAGAGCCUCCAGGGCCUUGUACUUGUCCUCUUAGACAAGCAUGGGGAAGUCUUGAUGCACUUAUUGGUAGGCUUAGAGCUGCCUAUGAAGAAAAUGGUGGCUUACCUGAGAAUAAUCCAUUCGCGAGUGGAGCUAUACGCGUUUAUCUUAGAGAGGUAAGAGAUUUUCAAGCUAAAGCAAGAGGAAUUUCUUAUAAGAAGAAGAAGAAGAAGAGGAAAAUGCAAAACAAACCUACUUCUAGUAAUGCUCAUGAGCCAACUACAACUACCUUUCAAUUCCAAUCUUCUUGAAUUUCUAUGAAGGAACAAAGCAAAAGGUAAAAAAAAUAAAAUUAAAAUUGCUAUGUUUUUCAAUAAUAAGAGGAUUAUUUGCUUUGUUUUUCUCAAAAUAUAUGUCAUAGAAUUUUCUGAUAUCAGAGAUAGAGUCAGAAUUCCUUAGUUUAUGAGUUCUGGACCAUAAUCAUUUCAGUUUAGUUACAAAGUUACUGAAUUCUGUUGAAUCUGUAAAAUACCAUGAAGGUUAACUUCAUGUUGUAAACAUGUUGGAUGUUUAUAGUUCAACAUGGACUAUGAAUUAAAAGAAUUUUCUUUAUGCUACAUGGUUUGGAUUUGAUCCAUUUU